UCUUUCCAGGUUGCGUUUUUGCAUGGAACCUCCCUUCCCUCUUUAUCUUCCCUUAGACUCUCUGUCUCUCUCGCAUUUCAGGCUCUCAAGUGGACUGUACAAUCUCUCGCUCUGUCUCUGAAACCGAGAUUCUUUAUUAUUUCUCUCUCUAUAUCUGAACAAUACUUAAAGAAGAAAUGAUGAUUCUGUUUCUCAUCUGAGUCAGAGUCUUCUCUGAAUUCCAUGCUCCCUCCCUCCCUCCCGCUCUCUCUCUUUUUUUUCUCUCUAUCAAUCAAUCGAUCAUGCUAUAAAACCAGUAACUUCUUCUGAUUGGAUUACAUCACUUCAUUUCUUUUCUCAGGAAGAAGCCUAUGCCUUGAAAUUUUAAUUAAUUGGGCAUUGAAACAUUUGGAUCUGGGAAAUGGGGGCUUCAAACUCUAAAACAGAAGAAGAUAAGGUUUUGCAGCUUUGUCGUGAAAGAAAGAGAUUUGUUAGGCGAGCACUUGAUGGCAGGUGCUCACUAGCAGCUGCUCAUAUUAUGUAUAUUCAGUCACUGAGAAGUACAGGAACUGCUAUUAGGAAGUUCGUUGAACCUGAAGUUCUGUUUGAAUCUUCUUUGUACACCUCCACUAAUGCAACGCCAGAGCCACUUGCUUUGACUGAGAAGUCUAUUUCCCAUUUCUCAGUCUCCUCUCCAUCUUUAUCUCACCCUGUUGAUGCAGCUGAAAACCUUUCUCCAUCACCAUCUCCUCCCAGCUCAAGUCGGAUUCAGGCACAUCAUAUGAAAUUUAGGGGCUUUUCUUCUAAAAAAGUUGAAGAGAAAUCUCCUGUAGUUGUUACAGGGACAGUAACCUCAUCCAGUACCCCUCAAAAUACCACACCUCGUUCCACUGAAAAACAUGGAACAUCACAGUUUGAAGAUUCAUCAGUCCCACCAGGGAUUCAACAAUGGGAUUACUUUGAACUUUUUCACCCGAUUGACCAGCAAUUUUCUUUCCAAGAUGCAAGGCAAAUGAACCAUGGGUUGGACAGUGCUGAUGAUUUAAGAAGGCUCAGGGAAGAGGAAGGAAUUCCUGAGCUGGAAGAUGAAGAAGAGAAAGCUUCGAUUCAUGAAAGUGCCGAGACAGAGGGUUCAGAAGAUGAAUUUGAUGACCCUCCUGCAGAGACUUUGGUUCGAAGUUUUGAAAAUCUUAAUAGGGUAAAUGAUCGUGUUGCACCUAGUGCCUCACCAACCAUGCCUUCUGCAGGGAGUGCAGCUUCAGAAACAGAGUUAUUGAAUGGGGAGAAAGGUAACUCUCCUGGUUUGUCACCAUUAAGAACUCCAUUGUCAGUAGUUACUAUUUCAGCUGACAAAAAGAAAACACCAAUGAAGGAAGAUCGAUCAGCAAAUAACGUUUCCCCUAAGGACUUCUUUUCAAGCAUGAAAGAUAUUGAAUAUCUCUUUAUAAAAGCUUCUGAAUCUGGGAAAGAAGUUCCAAGGAUGCUUGAAGCCAAUAAAUUGCAUUUCCGUCCAUUAGCCCCUGGAAAAGAAAAUGGAUCUCUGGCAUCUACAUUCUUCAAGGCCUGUUUUGCUUGUGGGGAAGACCCUAGUCAACUGCAAGAAGAGCCUGCCCAAAAGGAUGUGAAGUACUUAAUUUGGCAUAGGACGACAUCGUCACGGUCAUCUUCAUCCAGGAAUCCUCUUGGAUUAAAUGCCAAGGAUGAUUCAGAUGAUCAGGCUGGCAAUCUUUUUGAUAAUUUUUGUAUGAUCUCCGGCAGUCAUGCUUCUACCUUAGACAGGCUAUAUGCGUGGGAGAGGAAACUUUAUGAUGAAGUGAAGGCUAGUGAGAUGCUCAGAAGGGAGUAUGACAUGUGCUGUAGAACUUUAAGACAACUGGAAUCCAGUGGAAAAAGUCUCCAUAAUAUCAAAAUUGAUAAAACUCGUGCUGUUGUUAAAGAUCUGCAUUCGAGAAUCAGAGUUGCCCUUCACAGAAUUGAUUCCAUAUCAAAGAGGAUUGAGGAAUUACGGGACAAAGAGCUCCAGCCACAACUUGAGGAAUUAAUUGAAGGGCUGAGUCGGAUGUGGGAAGUGAUGUUUGAAUGCCACAAGCUUCAGCUCAACAUCAUUACAGUAGCAUUCAACAAUGGUAACGCCAAAUUCUCUAUACAGUCAGAGUCACAUCGGCAGGUUACUGUCCAUCUCGAAAAAGAACUAAGCUCUCUAUCUUCAAGCUUUACAAAGUGGAUUGAGGCUCAGAUGUCUUACCUGGAGGUUAUAAACAGUUGGCUUUUUAAAUGUGUCUUUUUUACACAAAAACCUACCAAGAGAAAAAGUAGGAGGCAAACGCCCCCUUCGUUGGCCUUAAGAUCAAAUGGCCCUCCUGUAUAUGCCACCUGUGGUGCCUGGUUGGACGGUCUUAAUGACUUGCCUGUAAAGGAAGUUGCAGAAUCUGUAAGGCUUUUAGCAGCUGAAACUGCUCACUUUUUGCCACGCCAAGAGAAGAACCAAGGGAAGAAAUCUAAAUUCUCAUCAUGGAAGGCUGAUAACGGAAGUGAAUCAGCAGUUAACAUGUUGAGAGAUGAGGCCUCAGAGGAUUUUAUUUUAGGUUUUGAGCAUUUUCGAUCAAGCUUGGAGGGAUUUCUUGGCCAGUUGAACAACUUUGCUGAGAAAUCUGUCGAGAUGUAUGCAGAACUUGAAAAGAAAAUCCAUGGUGUCAAGAGUAAUUAUGAAAGAGUGAUGUCCCAACAGCAAGUUGCUUGAUUGGAAAAGAGAGCUUGGUUACAGAGAAGAGGGAGCAAUUUUGUUGUGUUGUAUGACCAUGACAGUGAGAAACUCUGGGAGGCAAGGCAUAUCAGAUAGAGCUCUCAAUUGGAUACCGUAUUUGUACAUGAGGAAAGGAAUAAAAGGGUGCUUAGUGGUUGUUUGUGGUUAAAUCAAAGCAGAAAAUAAAGAGGCUGGUAAAAAUUUAUAGUGAAAUUAAAGAUGUUUUAAAGGAGUGGUUUUGUAUUUCAAAAGGAAGAAAAUGUUGUUCUUCAAUGUAAGAGGAUCUGUAUAGUCUCUUCUCUUCUCCUUUUUUUGUUUUUCUUUAGUAAUUAAUAAUUAUUAUCAGAAUUCAGAUAAAA
Messenger RNA from Populus nigra (black poplar), 3081 nucleotides. Its product is annotated as protein ALTERED PHOSPHATE STARVATION RESPONSE 1-like. The record is from RefSeq and is a predicted model, not a curated record. Bases 401 to 2719 code for a protein of 772 amino acids. The transcript has 6 exons. Lineage: Eukaryota; Viridiplantae; Streptophyta; Magnoliopsida; Malpighiales; Salicaceae.